CUACUCGUCUUAAAUAGGAAAAACGUUGAUGUGUUUGGUCACUUCUAACUUUAUCUCUGAGUGGUACCAUUGAAUGAAUGGGGCUAAGCUAAAUGCUAUCGAAGUGUCGCAGCGCGCCCCAGCGCUUACGGGCACGCACUAAGAUGAUAGAGGGAUGUAUCAACUCUUCUUAGUUAAGGAACUGCAGGUUCAAUAAGGAUUAAGACAAAUUCAACACAUACUUCACAGUUCUUCAUUUCAUUACCCACUUAUAGUAUUGCAUAAGCAUCAAAAUGCCAAUACAAUUUAGCGGAUGGAAGUCCUACAGCGAGAAAUCAAAGCACCUUAAAGCAGGCCAAGAACCCAAAAAAAGCCACGGCUACAUUAUGUACCACGGGACACACAAAAGCAAUGCUACAGCUAUCAUAUCAUCAGGAUUCAGAGCCUCUAGUGGAGGAACUCUAGGCCCUGGAGUCUACUGUAGCAGGGACAUUGGCAAAGCCAUGGGUUACCCGGGAUCCUGUGCUCCUGGUGAAAGAGUUGUGUUCAAGCUGCGUGUGAGAGUAGGUAAAGUGAAGAGGAUUGACUCCCAGAAUUUGCACUUAAAACUCAGUUGGCAUCAGAAUGGAUACGAUACAGCCUGGUUGCCAGCCGCCGUUGCUGGAAUGGAAGAAGACUGUGUUUGGGACCCAAAGCGAAUCACUGUGAUCGGAAUAGCACAUUGCACAGAUACCAGCACUAAGAGUUCCCUGGAGAGUCUCAUAAAGCAACAUGGACAGGUGCAGAAUGGGAAUGGGAAAAGUUUGGAUCAGUGUAAGGGAUGUGGAAUGCAGACAAAAGAUAAACACACAAUGGUGAAAUGCUGGUCCUGUAAGGCAUCCAUAUGCCCUUUCAUGGAUAAGCAUGUCUGCCAAAAGAACUGAGGGUGUGAUUUUGUUUGUUUAUUAGUUUUAAUUUCCAAACCAUCACUACAAAAAUGAACAUCAAUUAAUGUUUUGGCAAACUGUAUUUACUGUACGUGUUUCUGUGUGAUAUCAUCAUUACAUGAAUCUCUGGAAUACUUGUGUCACGGCAGGUCUGAUACCUCCAAUAACAUCUGCUAAAACUGAUAACACGCUACUCAUCUGUCAUCUUUACCAGUCCUCAUGUUUAUGUCUCCUUUCUAAUGUCGGCAAAAUAUUUCAAAUCAAUAUUUCAUGUCCAAUUAUUUACUUGUGGCAAUUAGUCAUUUGAUAAGCAGGAUAAUGUACAUUCAGUUGGUUAUCAUUGAAAAAUAUCCCUGACAGUGGCUAUUGAUACUGAAACUGUAAAAUUAGCAUAACAAUAUGUCUAUUGAGCUAAUUGUAUCAGGUAAAGAAAACCAUCAGUAAAUACAAACCUUUGUGCUUUUAAUGUGAUUUUAUUUCUAGUAAUUCAGAAAGAAAUGUAGUUAAUUGCAUAAUGAUUAUAUAAUAAAUUGUUUAUAUUUUAAAAGUACAAUUUUAUUUAAAUAAAACAAUUUAUCGUUUAAUCGUUGAAGACAUUACAUAUUAUAUUUAUAUUAUGUUAUAUAUAUUCCCAUGCCUUUCUCAUAUAUUUGCUUAUUUUUGUGUCUCUGGCCUUUCACCUCGCGUUUCUUUUUUCUUGGAAUCUUGAUUAGUUUUUGUUUAUUUAAGUCCUCAUAUACUUUUUGUUGUUUGUCAGGUCUUGUAUUGUAGGUUGCUACAGGUGACAUUAAUUUGGUAUUAAUAAAUAUCCUGGAUCCAGCUGCAUUCCUGUAUGAUUACCCCAUUUUACAAAAUUAUUAAAAUUGUCUGUUUAUUGACAAAAAAAAUAUAUAAAAUUUUUUAAAUGUCUGCAAUUACACUUCAGCACUAAUUUUGGUUUCCACUUGGAGCUGCACUGUAAUAUUUUAAUGAUACAUCAUUUGUGUUUUAUGGCGCCGUUGGAAGCUAGUUAUUUUCGUUUUUAAAUUAGGAUAUUCUACAACAACACCUCGCAGAUUACCCUCAGAAGGCCUUUGUUUAUCAUUGUGGAGCCGUUUGGAUUUAUUUUGUGAAGGAUGGAUGCACAUUUUUUGGACUUGAAGGUCGUGGACCCCGUAACUUUACAUUUGAUUAACUGAAAGAUCUAAAGCAUUUUCUAAAAUAACUGAAAAUUGUUUGUCUGAAAAAUUAUGGAAAUAUGCAUGUCAGACAGCUUGGGGGUGAGUAAAUCGUGGGUUUAAUAUCAUUUUUUGCCAAACUAUCCCUUUAAAUACCAUACAUUACAAUAUCCUGCUUAUUUCAUGGCUUUUUACCUCACAAUUAAGGAAAGGAAUUUUAUUUGCUUAUUUUUAACAAAUGCAGACCUUCAAAGAUUAGAUAAGAUGUUUAAAUGUCACAAACACACUAUUUGUUAUUAAAAGACAUAUUUAUAAUUUUUGUGUGAAAUUAAACUGUACCUGUAAAAAUGA
Molecule: messenger RNA, 2413 nt
Organism: Paramisgurnus dabryanus
Lineage: Eukaryota; Metazoa; Chordata; Actinopteri; Cypriniformes; Cobitidae
Cellular component (GO): cytoplasm
Molecular function (GO): NAD+ poly-ADP-ribosyltransferase activity
Source: RefSeq, a predicted model, not a curated record